Molecule: messenger RNA, 1521 nt
Organism: Drosophila rhopaloa
Lineage: Eukaryota; Metazoa; Arthropoda; Insecta; Diptera; Drosophilidae
Exons: 2
Coding region: 231-1412 (393 amino acids)
Biological process (GO): protein polyubiquitination; protein monoubiquitination
Molecular function (GO): ubiquitin protein ligase activity
Source: RefSeq, a predicted model, not a curated record
UUUCGGCUUUUGUGUAUUGUAUAUUUGACAAGUUAUUUGUUUAAUAAUUGUUAAGUAAAUAUUGUCAUAUUACGUACAAAAAUACUAGUGUGUAAGUGACAGAAGGCAGAGAAACAAUGGAAUCCAAUUUGUGUCUGCCAAUUUCAGAAAUUUUCCUUUACACUUCGAGCUGAAGUUUCGUGGGAUUUGAAAAAUUUAAUUUUAAUUGAUUGGAAUAUAACCAAGUAGUAAUGAUGCCCCGGCAAAUGGUCCAGUGGCGUGUGUACGUCUACGCCAAUUCGCUAUAUUCGCUGCCGGAGCGCGAAAAACCUGACUAUCGCGAUUGGUCGCCGAAUUUCUUUCGCCGCAAUCCCUACGAAAUCCAUCGGGUUAUGAACUGGGUGAACCGGGAUGUUUCGGUGCUCGUUAAAACCGGAAAAGCAGAUGUUUUCUAUCUGUACGAGACCAUCUUGAGCCUACUACCUCGCGUGAGCAUUACGAGCUUAAACUUCGGGGCGGCGCUGUUUAGCUACUUCGGCGCCAAGACCCAUCACUUUGUCCACGAACUGGUCAACUUUGCCCGCUCCCCGUACAAUGAUCUGAUAGCCUACGAGUGUAACACUCAGUACAGAGCUUUGCCGGAGGAUGAGGGUGGUCCCAGCACUUCGUCGAUGGCUAAGGAACGCCUGGCUUUGUCCAUGAGACUGCACAACUUUGUGGAGUUCUCACGGCGCAUCAACCACGAUGAUUGCGGUGGCUUUGAGGCGGACCUAAAGCUGGAGGAUGAGGACUUCGGGGAGCUGGAUGAUUUGAUGAUCGAGCGCUUCAAUCGUCCUUUAGUGUUGCAAUUGGCAACCAGAGCCCCUCCAAAUACAUUAAUUACACCCCCUGCUCAGCAGGCUACUCAGGGGAAUCAGCAAACGAAAUCCCGUCAAGCGGCACAAAGCCAACAGCAGCAGGCUCAGCAGUCGCAGCAGUCUCAGCAGUCCCAGCAGUCUCAGCAGUCUCAGCAGUCGCAGCAGUCCCAGCAGUCCCAGCACUCCCUGCAGUCCCUACAGCCGGGACAACGUGCUCGACAUCAGCAGGCAUCGCAAUCAGGACAUCAGCAGGCCGGCACCUCGUCCAGCAGCCUGCAGGUGAACGGAAUACCCGUGGAAGAUCUGGAUCUCGAGGUGGCCAUCGAGCGCAGCAUGUUUGAGGCUGGACAAGGCGUCGUGCCAGGCGGACAGGGAUCGGAUUUCGUCCUGUCAGGCGGACGAUUGGUGCGUGUGGGCAAUACCCGUUUGGUGCGCAAUGGAAAUGGAGCCGGACCCGCACCUGGAUCCGGAUCCGGAUCGGGAACGAUGAAUGCACCACCAUCAACUGGAGCUGCAAGCAUAAUCUCAGUCCAAAAUCUUCCAGCUGCGCGUCCCCGUCGUCGUCGCCCACGCUAGGAUAAAACUUUAAUUACGAUGCCCUUUUGCGACAUUUUAAACUCAUGUAUUAUACAGCCGAGGUCUUUGUUAAUGCUCUCAAGUACUACAAAAAAGGGUUUAAAUAGCA